GCAAAUUUAUUUAAUCAACUCUAAAUUCAAAGGAAAUCAAUCAUUUUCAUAGGUUAUCUAAGCUUCUAUCACAGUUUUUGAAUUAAUAUUAAUGACCAUUUAUUGAUAACUAAAUACUUCUUCAUUCAUUGAUUGAUAGAAUAUUACAGCAAAUAAACACAUUCAGUGUCAUCCGUAAACGCGCAGGUGCAAAGAAAGAUCAGCUGUAUAUUGUUGGUAGUUAGCGUUGAAAUAUCAAUGAUACUAGUAUUUGAAUCACGAAUUUAAGUAAUAAAACGAAAGGCCGUUGAACGUUUAACUAGAGUUAAAAUUGAUUGAUAGUCGACAAGCUUGUUGAAGCUGGAGAGAAUGACAGCAAGAAUAUUAGCUGCAGUGAGAAGUAGACAAUCAAACAGUCUGUGUUGUAUCAAACAAAUGUUCAAGUAGCUUGGGACAGUUUAACUUAGGUAAACCAGUUUAUACCCGUUUAUUGCGAUGUUUUAUAAGAUCAAUAGCUGACAUUCACCUGUACAUUUGUUCAUAACUUUGCCAUUAUGAUUAAUUAUUUUUUCAAUUACUUUUAUUGUGUUACAACGAAUUUAAGAAAGUUUGUUAUGUGGGUGGAUUUAAAGACAUAUCAUGUUGAGAAGUGAGCGUAUCAUCUUUCUAAUUUGGUCAUUAUUUAUUCAUCAUGUUCUCUCUGAUAAACUGGAAAAAAUUGCUCAGCAACCGGCUAAUAUACUCGACGAUUUCUUUGGUUAUCGUCAUAUCUCUAUUAUCCACUUCAACGUCCCAGAGAAUGUGGUCACUGCAAUUUUUAAAUUUACUGCAAAAGAAGAGAAGACUGGUGGUUUAGGUCAUUGUUCUCCAAGGAAUGUUUCUGUAUAUUUAAAACCGGGCAGUAUUCCUCUUGUGAAUCAAGAUGGUUCAAAAAUCGGAGCUAAGUUGUUAAAAAAUCGAUGGAAAUUUUAUGAAAUUGAAAUCACAAGCGGGGGUAAUCAAUAUAUUAAACGAACUUCAACACCUGUGGCUGGUGAUUGGUAUGCAAUAGCUUUUCGUUCUUGGACUGAUCCUGACUCAGAAAAAAUAACUCAACAAGGCCUAGGAGUAAGUUGUGAAACAAUACUUGAUGCAGAAUUAUUUGUAGAGAGAGUAGGAUUAUCUAUGCUAGUAGAUACUUCGAGUAAUUAUACAGUAUCUUUAAAUAAUACUUUAGAUACAGCAAUGAUACAAUUUUUUGUACCUGAAACUUUUCAAACAGCAAAUAUUUUAUUUUUUUCAUCCUGUGGUGAAGAUUGUCAAAUCGCUGCCAAUGUGAUAUCAAAAGAAGUCCUAAAGAGUCAGUUGAUAAAUGAAUCUGACACAACAUUAUCAUUCAAACCAUACUCAAACGAUUUUCAUUUUUUGUCACUUCGUCUUUUAACUGGAAAUGCAACUAAUAUUUCAUUCAUGCUAUCAGACAAUUCAUCUAUUGACGAUAAUUCUUUAAGUAUGAAUAAAAUUCCUUUGAGGAGAAAAUCAUUGCCAGAUUUUUUUCUAUUCGACUAUGAAUAUUUACUUGGAAAUUCUAGUAAACCCGCUCCAGUUAAUGUUACCAUUGAUAGUCUAACAGUAUUAAGCUUUCAUGUUGGAACUGUUUAUGAUGUUGGAGGAACGGUUUCUGUUGGACUUAAGCUUGUGAAUAAAACCACUGAUAUUGUCGUUGUUGGAUGCAUCUCAUUAGGAUAUUAUUCAACCAUUACUUCAGGUGGUGGCUGUGUACGAAAGAUAUCCAUCACUGCAUCUGAUCUUUGGGCCAAUAAAACAAAACCAACAAUGAUUCACAUCCCUUAUCCGGAACCUGGUACAUGGCACUUGAGUCUGAGAGCAUUUCAAAUAAAACCGAAAUGCGAAUGUGUAGAAAAUUGUAGAAUUUCUGGAUGUAGAGCAUGCAAUUGCAUGGUCGAAACAACAACAAAAGUAGAAACAAGUAUUUCAUCUUCACCCUGUGUUGAAAGUCAUUGUAGCUCUAAUGGACGAUGUCUACAUUAUAUGAGCGGUGGAUUCGUAUUCUCUGCAUGUUACUGUACUGGAGGAUAUCGUGGAUUUGAUUGUGCCGAUGAUACUUACGUUCUUACUGGAGGCCAAAUACUAGUCCGACUUCUACUUCUCACUCUAAGUAACUUGGCCUUUUUAGCAUCAGUAAUUGUGGCUUUCCGAAGAGAGUACUAUACAGAAGCUGUUGUUUAUACUGCCGUCAUGUUCUUCUCAACAUUUUAUCAUGCUUGUGAAGCAGGUGAAGAUGUUUUGAGUAUUUGCAUCAUGAAAUUAAAUGUCCUACAAUUCUGUGAUUUUUACAACGGCCUUCUAUCAAUUUGGGUAACAUUGGUAGCCAUGGCAUCGUUUGGACCAAGAUUAACAGCAUUCUGUCAGUUAUCUGGAGCUAUAGUUAUCGCUCUUGGAGCUGAACUUGAUCGUACAGCACUUUGGGUCUUUCUAUUACCUGCUAUUACUGGAUGUAUUCUCAUUGGAUUCUCCUGGGGUCUUCGUUGCCGUAGACAACGAAACUUUGGAUACCCUGCAUCUAGAUACAGAAAUUUUUAUUUACCAGUUGGUAUGUGCCUCGUUUUCGUAGGCCUCAUAUGCUAUGCUUUCUUCCAGACUCGAAGAAAUUAUCAUAUCGUCCAUAGUUUCUGGCAUGUCUGCGUGGCUUUUGGUGUUGUAUUACUCUUGCCCAAACGUAAACAUAUGAAAUAGUAUCGGACUUCGCUAGACGACGAGGAUGAGUCUUGUGAUGAAGCUAUUCGUGCAUUCUCAUCGCCUGUCGUCAGCGACUUUGAUCAAGAGUGUGAUCUAAGUGAUUCGUUUCUUCAUGCACUCGAUGAAUAACCGCACUCGGACUUCUUCAGUAUUGUGUAUUGAAAAAAUGUGUGAUAUUAUGAUGGUGCACUUUGUGUAAUAAACUUGUUGAUGUGAUGACUGAUAUUUCAUAGAUUUUACUUGCACAAAGUAUUAAUUUAUGCUCAUAGUAUGAUAGAUAGUAAUUGUAAUCUUCCAUAAGAAUAGAAUUUUAUUCUUAUCUAAUUGGAAUUUUUACAACCGUCAUUAUUUAAAAGAAAAGCGUACUUUUGUACGUUUACUACU
This is a messenger RNA of Chelonus insularis, 3102 nucleotides long. RefSeq names its product transmembrane protein 8B-like. The transcript has 5 exons. Bases 619 to 2715 code for a protein of 698 amino acids. Gene Ontology annotation, cellular component: membrane. The record is from RefSeq and is a predicted model, not a curated record. Lineage: Eukaryota; Metazoa; Arthropoda; Insecta; Hymenoptera; Braconidae.